AUGCCUCAUCGUCCUACGAAAGAAGAGCUGUUGGCGGCUGCGAAUGGAUUUUGGGAGAGGUUCAAGGUCAGGUUCAAAUGGAUUUCCAUUAGAAGUAUGCGGCCUUGGAAUAUUGAUGAAUGGGGUGCUUUUGUAUCUUGGUUUAUGCUGGGCCAUAUUGUCUGGAUCCUGGUGGGCACCACGACUUUCUUCUCCAUCCUCAUCUUCUCGAUCAACACUGUUUUUGCCCAGGAAACGCUCGCGCAGUGGGUUGGAGAUUAUCUAACUCAAUCGGCUGGUGUCACGGUUGUCUUCGAAUCAGCCAUAGUGCCCAAGUGGAAAAAUGGCGUUAUCGCAUUUCGCAAUGUGUUUAUUUCAAGGAGACCUGGGCAGAUCGAAUCAUCUGUCAGCAAAGGCUCAUCUGAUGCUGCUGCUGUUGCUGCUGCAGGGCGCCAGGUUCAGCAUAACGGCACCGUUACCGAAGACGAUGGCAACUAUACACAAUACGAUGUAACGAUUGCAAAUGUUAAUGUCACGCUUUCAUUCCUCAACUGGUGGAAUGGCAAGGGGCUUCUCAAGGAUGUGGAAGUAAAUGGCGUUAGAGGAAUUGUCGACCGCACUUCUGUCCGUUGGCCGUUACAGCAGAUUGACCCAUUUUCUUACCGCCACACACACCAACCAGGCGAUUUCGAGAUUGAGUCUUUCAAACUGGAAGAUCUACUACUUACUAUUCGCCAACCCGACGGCUUCCGUCCCUUCUCCGUUAGUAUAUACUCUUGCGAACUCCCCCGGUUGAGAAAACAGUGGCUCUUUUAUGAUUUCCUAUCCGCCAGCCAUAUGUCUGGGUCAUUUGACGGCUCUCUCUUCACGAUUCAUCCGCGACAGGUUCACGGUACGGUCUCAAGUCGAUACCAGGGAGUCAUGAUGGGGCUAGAAGAAUCCAAGUCGUGGAAAAAAUUCAAUCGGCUACGCAUUGAUGGCUUGAAGAUUGACCACUUGAACCGUGGAGUGGAAGGGCCAUUUGGCUGGAUAUAUGAAGGCAAUGUUGACAUCGUUGCUGAUGUCAUGUUUCCAGAGGAUAUGGACGACAGCAUUACCAAAGUCGUAACAGAUUUCUAUGAUCAGUUGGAAGGCACAGUUAUUGCCAAUCAGAGCGAGCGCGCAACGAGCGAGAAGAAAGCCCAGAAGCAAGCAAACGAAUCUGAGGAGGAGAGACGCCUUGUUAUCAUGGACUUGCGUAUUCACCUCAAUGACGUCAAGGCUGCCGUACCAUUAUUCACCACCGACUUAUCCUAUGUCAACCAGGCGCUUGUUCGCCCCAUUGUGGCCUAUAUCAAUGCUAAGAAGACGUAUAUCCCCAUCUCUAGCCGCAUCAUCAAGCCUCUAGGCGAUUUUGACGGAAGUUGGACAGUCUUUGACUGCGGGCUCUUGGAUGAUGCAUCCGCUGAGACGUAUGAGGCUUUUGCAAAGGAUGUCGAGGAUCAGCAAAGCCGCGUCAGGCGAUUUCGAAAGGUUGGAUUCUGGACUUUGUCGCUGGCCAUCCAUGCUCUUUUCAUGGGCAUGGCCGGAAAUGUGGUCUAA
Trichoderma virens Gv29-8 is the source of this 1560-nucleotide messenger RNA. RefSeq lists its product as uncharacterized. Lineage: Eukaryota; Fungi; Ascomycota; Sordariomycetes; Hypocreales; Hypocreaceae. The coding region runs from base 1 to 1560 and encodes 519 amino acids. Gene Ontology annotation, biological process: mitochondrion inheritance. Gene Ontology annotation, cellular component: mitochondrial inner membrane. The transcript has 3 exons. The record is from RefSeq and is a predicted model, not a curated record.